Molecule: messenger RNA, 1455 nt
Organism: Acanthosepion pharaonis
Lineage: Eukaryota; Metazoa; Mollusca; Cephalopoda; Sepiida; Sepiidae
Source: the annotation of a GenBank genome assembly
AUGCAAACGACUAAGCCAUCUAAUCUCUGUCCGAAAGAAUCAGUCUGUUUAGCAGGGUCGGGGCGAGAAGUUCAUCUCAGCCUCUCGCAAAUGUCGAGAGUGAUUCCUACUAAACGGUUCCUGGUUCGCACGUCCGUUACGCCCUACCAAUACCUCAUAAAUAAUGUACUAUUCCGUUUUGAUCACCAUUCCGUUUUUUAUCUAUCUAUCUAUCUAUCUAUCUAUCUAUCUAUCUAUCCCAAGCCUGUUUAUCUAAGUCUGUUUAUCUAUCUCAGUCUGUUCAUUAUCUAUCUAUUUAUCUAUCUAUCUAUCUAUCUAUUUAUCUAUCUAUCUAUCUAUCUAUCUCAGUCUUUUCAUUAUCUAUCUAUCUAUCUAUCUAUCUUUAUCUAUCUCAAUCUUUUUUAUCUAUUCUGUCUUAUCAAUUAUCUAUCUAUCUCAUCUGUUCAUUAUCAAUCUAUCUAUAUUUAUCUAUCUCAGUCUUUCAUUAUCUAUCUAUCAAUCUAUCUAUCUGUUCUUAUCUAUUCAUUAUCAAUCUAUCUAGAUAUUUAUCUGAUCUAUUUCAUUUUUCUAUCUAUCAAUCUAUCUAUCUAUCUAUCUAUUCUAUCUAAUCUAUCUCAUAUUUGUUCAGAUCUAUUCAUUAUCUAUCUAUCUAUCUAUCUAUCUAUCUAUCUAUCUAUCUCAGUCUUUUCAUUAUCUAUCAAUCUAUCUAUCUAUCUUAGUCUAUUCAUUAUCAAUCUAUCUAGAUAUUUAUCUGAGUCUGUUCAUUAUCUAUCUAUCUAUCUAUCUAUCUAUCUAUCUAUCUAUCUAUCUCAGUCUUCAUUAUCUAUCUAUCAAUAUAUCUAUCUUAGUCUAUUCAUUAUCAAUCUAUCUAGAUAUUUAUCUGAGUCUGUUCAUUAUCUAUCUAUCUAUCUAUCUAUCUCAGUCUUCAUCUAUCUAUCUAUCAUAUAUCCUAUCUAUCUAUAUCUGUUCAUUAUCUAUCUAUCUAUCUAUCUAUCUCAUCUAUCUUCUGGAUCUAUCUAUCAAUAUAUCUAUCUUAUCUGUUCAUUAUCUAUCUAUCUAUCUAUCUAUCUCAGUCUUCAUUAUCUAUCUAUCAAUAUAUCUAUCUAUCUUAUCUGUUCAUUAUCUAUCUAUCUAUCUAUCUAUCUAUCUCAGUCUGUUCAUUAUCUAUCUAUCAAUCUAUCUAUCUAUCUUAGUCUAUUCAUUAUCAAUCUAUCUAGAUAUUUAUCUGAGUCUGUUCAUUAUCUAUCUAUCUAUCUAUCUAUCUAUCUAUCUCAGUCUGUUCAUUAUCUAUCUAUCAAUCUAUCUAUCUAUCUUAGUCUAUUCAUUAUCAAUCUAUCUAGAUAUUUAUCUCAGUCUGUUCAUUAUCUAUCUAUCUAUCUAUCUAUCUAUCUAUCUCAGUCUUUUCAUUAUCUAUCUAUCUAUCUAUCACAGUCUAAUCAUUAUCUAUCUAUCUAG